Messenger RNA from Mya arenaria, 1828 nucleotides. RefSeq lists its product as uncharacterized. Gene Ontology annotation, molecular function: protein binding. The transcript has 2 exons. The record is from RefSeq and is a predicted model, not a curated record. The coding region runs from base 353 to 1435 and encodes 360 amino acids. Lineage: Eukaryota; Metazoa; Mollusca; Bivalvia; Myida; Myidae.
GCAAGUUGCCAAUAGCUGACAAAAUGGAAUAUUGUUUCGCGCUUUGUGUCAUGUUAAUGAACUUUGCAAUUUUAUAUCGAGGUACCAGAGCAAACGAAAUGCUAACGAAUGUUUUGUUCAAAGUUCUUUCCAAUGAGAAAAGAAUUGAUGACCUUGAAGUACAAUUCAAAACCUCCAUGGAAGGAUUAAACACAAGAUUGUCAGAAGAGUUGAACAAAAUCACAGACAUUAAAGCAAUAUGAACCCAGCAUGGGUGAAAUUAGAAAGGACAUUAAAGAUACGAUAUCAAACACGGUAACACAGAUGGUAAAAUCACAACAUGUUGCACUGAAUAAAGCGGGAAAAGGUCGCAAUGCUGAAAACAAAAACGGAAAUAAAAGAGCAUAUGAACUUGAUGAAUAAAGCAUUUAAUAACACAAAGAAAAACUAUGAUGAACGUUUCACAAACCAAACAGCUGCUGUUCAAGACGAGUUUCAGGCGCAGAAGGAAAAUGCUGAAAAUUUCAUGACGAAAGUAUUCAAUAAAAGUCAAGAACAUUUUAAUCAACUAACAGAAAAUUUCGAAAAUGCACAGAGAAGGUUUGAAGAUCUUUUUAGCAACAAAACUGAUAGGUUAGACAACAGGUUCAAUAUUCAGUCUGAAAAGGUUGACAUCCUAAUUGAGACCGUACUAAGUGAAAGUGAACAACUUCAUCAAACGGUUGAAGCAUACACAGAAGAUACAAAGAACUCAGCACAAAGCCUGAAAGAUGGACUGAAAGAGACUUUGAAACAACUGAAAAACGAAAUCUUCAAAAACCUUACUGACGAAACAAGCGGAUUAGAGUCACGUCUCACGUCCCAAAAUUCCCUAUUGAAGAGUCAGCUAGAUAGUCUUACUGAGACCGUACUAAGUGAAAGUGAACAACGUCAUCAAACGGUGGAAGCAUACACAGAAUAUACAAAGAACUCAACCCAAAGCCUGGAAGAUGGACUGAAAGAGACUUUGAAACAAAUGAAAAACGAAAUCUUCAAAAAUCUUACUGACGAAAAAAGCGGAUUAGAGUUACGUCUAUCUUCGAUUGAGGGAAGAAUGACAAGUCACCAUGUUGGUUUCUCUGCAAGACUUACAAAGACACUACUAUCUGUACCAAAGCUCACCAGGUUAUUUUUUUAUAGUGAUAGGUAUGAUGGAUCGUCCAACUUUAAUUCGUCCACAGGAAUAUUCACGGCACCUAUCAGUGGCAUGUACUUGUUUCUCUUUACUGUUGAAUGUAAUACUUCCAAAGUUGCACAUGUUUGCUUGAGUCUGUCAGGCUAUUCCGAAGUUUGCACACUUGCUAGCGGAGAUCAGACCGGCAGCAAUUUCUAUGUAAAAUAUAUGUCUGCUGGAACUGAUGCUUUUGUUCAACACAUGACAUAUACCCUUAUAGAACAACAUUUAGUGGAGUUCUGAUCCACAUCUAGAAUGACUACAUAUGAGCAUCCCUGCAUGUAGAUGCAAAAAGGUGUUGAACACUCAUAUUGUACCUUCAUUUGAUUGUCUUACGUAACUGACUGGUUGCCAAGGCGACCAUUGCAUCUCGUUCAGAUUGUUUGGUGAAAAUGUUUAAUUAAUCCAUUGGAUAAUGAUAUUUUUAUGUACACAAUAUAACCAUAUUAUUCGUCAUUUGAAUAUUUGAUUGACAGCUGGAGAUUAGUGAAUUAUUGAUACAUACUAUGCAUUACGUGUAAGGGGUGAAAAACGAGUGAUGUUCAAUAUGCACUGAUGUAUAUACUCCGUUUAUAUACAUCUUACUAGCCGAAUUAAUAGCAGCCGAACUUCUGAUACAGGCACAAUAAUGGUAAU